CGGCCGCGCGCCAACGCGCUCUGGUCCUGCUGGUACGGCGUGCUGACGUGCGCGCUACAUGCCGGCCUGGCGUACCGCGCGCUGCUGGCGUACCGCGCCUACCUGCGCCUGCCGUGGCAGACCACGCCCGCCGAGCUGGCGGUCUACCUCGGCCUCGUGGCCGUGUCACUCGCGCUCGCGCCGUUCUUCCUCGUCGCCAGCUGCCUGCGCGUCGGCAACCGCGCCAACGACGGCGCGCGCUUCGGUUCGCCGCGCGUCCGCGGCGCGGCGCUGCCAUCGCCGCGGCCCGGCGCGCUGCGGAACAUGUGGCGCCACGGGCCGCCGACGGCGCCGCUGCUGCACGUGCUGAUGGCGGCGCUGCUGUGCGUCGCUGAGCUGGUGAUGGAGGCCAGGCUCAUUGGCAACGGUUUCCUGCCGCCAGACCUGGUGUGGCGCACCGAGCUGGACGCCUUCCUCGACCUCACCACGCGCGUGCUGCCGCUCAAGUUCAGCUCCCCGGCGCAGAACGUGACGGUGGUGGCGACGGCACCGCCGCCGGCGCUCGUGCUGGACCCCGUCAGCGGCUACCUGCGCCGACAGGCGCCGCUGCCGGUCGGCCCCGAGUUCCUCCACCUGGCCGCCGCCCUGCUGGUGCUGUCGGUGCGGUACGCGGCCGUCUUCUGGGACUGCCAGCGCGUGCUGGCGGCCGCCUUCUCGGCGCAGCUGCUGUUGAACGGCGCGCACUUGCUGCUCUCGUUCUGCGGCUUCUCGGUGCUGUACAAGAUCCACGUGUACGGUGGUGCUGCGCUGCUGAGGCUGCCCGACCCGUUCCUGCUGAACGCGCCGCUCACAGCGCUCCUCUACGGCAUCGCGAGCCUGCUGGUGCUGCUCUCCGGGACCACCGUCUUCCUCUACGGCUUCCAGAAGCUGGCCGCCUUCGUGGCCACGCACCGCCGGCAGCUGCCGGAGAUGGCCGAGGCGCGCUGCCGCCUUUGGGGCUACUUCGCCCACAGCGCGGCGCUCUGCCUGCUCCUUGCCGUCGGCGUGGCAGACGGCCCGCUGCUCUACGACCUGAGUGCCGUCUACCGCGGCAGCCUGGAUCCGGCCAGCUUGGCGGCCGUCAUCGGCGCCAUCGUGCACCAUUUCCUCUGGGUGGUGCUGUGGCUGGUGCUGACGCUGCGCAGCCGGUGGCAGUUCCGCCUGCGCGUCGUCGCCGGCACGGUGGCCGUGCCGGACGCGCCGCACCUGCAGCUCGUGCACCGGGUGGAGCUGGGCCGCCGCACCGGCGCCGAGCAGGAGGACGAGGAGGAGCGUUACGUGCAGCUGCCACGCGGCUCCCAGCAGCGGCGGUCACGUGUCACCUUCGAACGUGACGGAUCCGGCAGGAGGUGCGGUGGUUACCAGCCAGUGCCCACGGACGAGGUGCGGGAGUCAGCCCCGUACGGACAGGCGGGCGCCGAGGAGGGCGACUACGUCUGCCUCUACAAGAGCCAGCAGCAGGUGUGUGUCAGGGGAGGAGUCAUGCCAACCGGCCAAGCUUGA
Messenger RNA from Pollicipes pollicipes, 1521 nucleotides. Its product is annotated as protein tincar-like. The record is from RefSeq and is a predicted model, not a curated record. Lineage: Eukaryota; Metazoa; Arthropoda; Thecostraca; Pollicipedomorpha; Pollicipedidae. The annotation marks the transcript as partial. The transcript is spliced from 5 exons.